AUGCUUUUCCUUUACAAGUUCUGGCAGGACGAACCCCAGCGUCUGAACCGAUGUGCAUAUGUGCACAGACCGCAGGGAUGUCGCCAGGGAGCGGCCUGCCGAUUCUGCCAUAUUCAUCCGGUCUCUGAUGCGGACUACAAGAAGCGAACAGGGCGAGGCUGGGGUAAGAAGGAAUCAGCGGAGCAGAAGAAGGACCGGCUGGCGGCUCACGAAGCAAAGAAAGCGAUUGGCCAAGAGCGAAGGCUGGCCAAAGCAGAUCUUCAGGGCUAUUUGCGCUAUGGCAAGGUAGUGGAACUUCCAGAGUGCAAGCACGUCUUCCAUCGCGCCUGUGCACAACAAUUGGUGGAUGCCCGUGGGAGGCACCCGGCCAACAUUCGACUCCUUCGACGCCUGAAGCGUUUGGAAAAAAAGAUGGAGUUGCUUGGUGCUACUUCCAUGCCCUUCACCGAGACGCGCCGGAGAAAGCGUACGUGGUAUGCUGCCGCCGCCCCAGGUACACGGCAGAAGGGGCCCUCGCAGAAUACCAUAGACCUCAUGGAGCAGAAAGCCCAACUCUGGCGUCGCCUACGGAGGUAUCGCCUGGGAGGCUUCGAAGCUCACCUGGUUCAGGGAAGCUUCGCCCGAGGUGAGACGUCGAGCCCUUCGAGCCAGGCUGCCAACAGCCCAGUGCUAAGCCUGGAUCAAUCGGUGGCUCUGGCGGCGGCGCUGCAGAUGGCACCGCACAUCCCAGGUCGCAUGGCGCUCUUGCAGCAGCUAGGUGACCAUGGAGCCAAGAUAGCUGGGCAGAUGAAGAGCUUGGAACAACAGAGGUGCUUAGUGGCCACGAGUUGCCUCAGCAGCACGUUGGCAUCGAUGCACUUGCCCAGCCCAAAGAUGCUGGAAACCUUGGAGGCCCUGAGCGAAAGGCCCUUAGAGGCGAGAGCUUCACCUCGGAUUCGGCCUCGCAGUUUUUUGUCCUACCUUCGCCUUAGCCUCGCAGGAAAAGAGUCAGGAGUCUCGGAGAUCUCGGAGCAAAGUCAGCAGGCCAUCAACCGCCAGUUGAAGGAGUUACUUCAACUUCGAGAUGGAAGAGUUCUGCUUUGGAGCCUUCCGGCAGAGGAGUUAGCUGACGUCAUGAGCACCUUGGCCACUCUUCUGGUUGACGCCGAGAUGCUGGAUCCGCAGUUGCGCGCACGUUUGCGCCGUGGAUUACAAGAAGGACUCCAAAGCCUGGAGGUUGAGGCCAACGGAAGGGCCUUGCCCAAAGGUUGGCAGAGGCCAUUGGAGAAGCGCAGUGGUGGGCCACCCGCUGCAAGGCAGUUCCUAGAGUUGCUGGCCGGCAUGCUUUGGCUUGAACCGUGUGAAGCAGAGGUGCACCAAGCGUGUGUCCAACUGGGCAUAUCUGCCCAGAAGGUCCUUGAACGGGUGAGUUCUUGGCGAGGCAAAGAAUCUUGCCAAGUCUUGAUGAAGCGGGAUCACCAAAGAGGCGUGCCCGGUGUGCCGCAAUUGCAAGAGGCUCCACAUAGGAAGAAUGCCAACAACACGCACACGGUGCUAGGCAGCCUCUUUUGGGACCUGCCCAGCAUUUGUGCUCUGCGAGCAGUCACCAAAGCCCAUUUGGAGGCUUGGAAUUCUGUGCUUUUGAGAUAUUUCCGAUUUCUUUGCGACCUGAAUCGUCCCUGCCGCCUGCUGGCCGCCAAAGAGCGUCUCGAUGAUCAGGGCGAGCUGGAUUUAGAUGCCUUGACGCACUGUAUCCACUCCUUAGUCUUGCGUGUAGCCGAUUUGGAGAAGCAAGGAGGUCGGGAAGAGAUGUCUUUGGUUUGGUGUAAUGGCGCCAUUGCAGAUCAGUGCGGCGACUGCGGGCCACAAGUUUUCUACGAUCUCGUCUUUGUGAAUGAGUUCGCGGCGGAGAUCGCUUUUGCAUCCGGCGGUGCCGAAUGGACGGAGGAUCUGACCGGCAAAAGCGAGCGGGUCCGCGUCUAUCGAUUUCCACCGCCGAAUUGGGAUCUAGGCUGGAGCAAGAAAAAUCAGGCUCCAUGCUACUGGAAGGGACACGAAGUGUCUGCAGCGUAUCCAGCGAAGAAGUCAACGAAUGGUCCAGAACAGGAGUACGUUUUUAAGCCUGGACCAGCAGAAUCCAUUGGCAUGUGUUUGACAGAAGACGGCUUCAUCACAGAGGUCAUUCCCAAAAGUCAAGCUGCCGCCUACGGCAUUUCGCCUCUGUCCUUCGUGCACCGUGUGGGGGGCAUUGAGGUGAGUUCUUCACCUCGUUCAGAGACGUCAGUUCCCACCUGUGCUUGGAAUUUGGUUCGCAGGUAUCGUCUUGGAGGAGAACCUUUUAUCAUUUCCAUCAUUCAUCGACCAAGACCCGACCCCGAAGAUCUGGGCCUGUGUCGACCUGCAGAGGAUCGGAUGCAUUUGCCUCCUGAUUGGGUGGAAGUAGUUCCUCCCGGCUGGGGCAUGCAGGGAAAGAGCUACUACAAGAACAGUUGGACUGGGCAAUGCUGCGAGUUUCAGCCGUUGCCACAUCCCUUGUACCCCAGGCAUAGUGAUGCGAAGGUGGCUGAGCGGACCAAGGCCUUGAAAGCCUUGAUGGCAUGGGCCAAGGCGGAGAAGCCCUUGGGAAACUCCGAAACUUUGAGACUCUUGAGGGACUAUACGCAUGACAUGCACGAGCCCCUACGACAAAGCGCCAUCCAGAACCUGGGCGAGUUAUCCAAGGCCAAAACCUUUGGAGUCUCUGAGAUCCUCACAUGCUUGGCAAGUCGAGCCUUUGACGACAGCCCAGUGGUCCUUGGAGCGUUGAUUGACGCCUUGGAGCAGUGCCAGGAAGCGGCGACCUCCGAGGCCGAUGCUGCAGCUGCCGCAGCGCUCAUCAAGCAGCACAAGGAGACCCUCGAGGCACACCAGCAAAAAUUCCCAGAUGGCUAUGGCUUCCGAAUGGACGUUAAUGAGUUCUUGCGGGGGCUCACCACAGAAGGAAGUGAUGAAGAGACACAGACUUCUGGGAGUGAGGAAUGA
Cladocopium goreaui is the source of this 3000-nucleotide messenger RNA. The record is from the annotation of a GenBank genome assembly. Lineage: Eukaryota; Dinophyceae; Suessiales; Symbiodiniaceae.